Messenger RNA from Delphinapterus leucas (beluga whale), 639 nucleotides. Its product is annotated as eukaryotic translation initiation factor 5A-1-like. NCBI's taxonomy places the organism in Eukaryota, Metazoa, Chordata, Mammalia, Artiodactyla, Monodontidae. The record is from RefSeq and is a predicted model, not a curated record. Gene Ontology annotation, biological process: positive regulation of translational termination; positive regulation of translational elongation. Gene Ontology annotation, molecular function: translation elongation factor activity; RNA binding; ribosome binding.
CUGGAAUCGAAGCCUCUUAAAAUGUCAGAUGAUUUGGGCUUCGAGACCGGAGAUGCGGGGGCCUCAGCCACCCUCCCGAUGCAGCGCUCAGCUUUACGUAAGAAUGGCUUUGUGGUGCCCAAAGGCCGGCCAUGUAAGAUUGUGGAGAGGUCAGCCUCCAAGACUGGCCAGCACGGUCAUGCCAAGGUCCAUCUGGUUGGUCUUGACAUCUAUACUGGGAAGAAAUAUGAAGAUAUCUGCCUGUCAACUCAUAAUAUGGAUGUCCCCAGCAUCAAAAGGAACGAUUUCCAGCUGAUUGGCAUCCAGGAUGGGUAUCUAUCACUGCUCCAAGACAGCGGGGAGGUGCGAGAGGACCUCCGUCUGCCUGAGGGAGAUCUUGGCAAGGAGGUUGAGCAGAAGUACGGCGGUGGAGAAGAGAUAUUGAUCACGGUGCUGUCUGCCACGACAGGGGACGCAGCUGCUGCAAUCAAGGCCAUGGCCAAAUAACUGGCUCCCAGGGUGGCUGUGGUGGCAGCAGUGAUCCUCCAGCCUGCAGAGGCCCCCUCCCCGAGCCUGGCCCAGCUCUGGCCCGGCCCUUGGCUGGACUCCUCCCACACAAUUUAUUUGACAUUUUAUUUUGGUUUCCCCUACACCCUCAAU